Messenger RNA from Stegostoma tigrinum, 1066 nucleotides. RefSeq names its product coiled-coil domain containing 169 (gene ccdc169). The transcript is spliced from 9 exons. Lineage: Eukaryota; Metazoa; Chordata; Chondrichthyes; Orectolobiformes; Stegostomatidae. The record is from RefSeq and is a predicted model, not a curated record. The coding region runs from base 166 to 879 and encodes 237 amino acids.
CACGGUGACGACUGUAACAAGCGGGUCCGGGAGCGAGGAUGGUGGAGGCGCGCGGAGAGUCGUCGGAUCUCGAGCAGCUGUGCAGCGAGUUGGAGCAGGAGAGGCAAAUGCGGCCGUCAGUGUUCCCUUUAAUUUACUUACUGGCUUUGUGGGCAUCCAAGGCCCAUGUACUGCAGUGACUUCCAAAACCAGAUGUCAAUGCUGCAACCAGAACAGCCCUGCCUAUCAUCACAAAUAAAUCAUCAAAAUGGCUGUGGAUACAGCUUAGAGGGAACAUUGCAAGUCAUCUGUGAGGAACCACAUUCUACAAGUCCUGUCAGGGACAUGCUUGACUUAUCCGCUUCUGAUUUGCGAAACACAGUGUCUCAACUGGAAAAGCAAUUAGACAGAAUUGAAGAUGAAGGAAAUGAGUGGAAGACUCGAUAUGAAACACAACAGGAAUUGAAUUUACAACUAGAGAGACAAAUUAGAAUUUUAGAAGAGAAAAAAGAGUAUAUUCGUGGAAAUCCGACAGACAGAUUGUCUUCCAUACGUUCAUAUGAGGAGAUGCCAGUGGGUCUACUGAAACAACUGAUAAAGCAACUGGAGAAAGAAAAGAAAAGCCUUGAAAACCAGCUGAAAAAUUUUGAGUGGAGAAUAGAACAAGAAGCAAAGGCCUAUCACAAAGCCAACAAUGAACGUCGUACAUACUUAACAGAAAUCGCACAAACAACCUUAUCAAUUGAAGCAGCAAAGAAGCAAAAGGCAAAAUGGUCAAGAGAAAAGAACAUUUUGAAAGAAAAGUACAACGUGCCAACUGCUGAGAGGAUUUUAGAUCUCAAGAAAGGACCAAUCAAAAAGACAGUAGCAUUGAAACAGCUUCCAAAAUUGAAACACUGACGUUAGAAUAUUAUUAUAGAUCAGACAUGGUGAUUUGUGUGUCAGAGAAACCUGUUAUUUACUAUACUUAUAUACUAAUUUUAGAUUAAUUUAAUUGUUGCUCAUCUGAAUUAGAGAUUCUUGGUUUUGUAGAACCAGCAAUAAUAGUUUGUACAUCAGUAAAAUUUAAUAAAUUGAUUUAAAAGUG